Molecule: messenger RNA, 291 nt
Organism: Colletotrichum acutatum
Lineage: Eukaryota; Fungi; Ascomycota; Sordariomycetes; Glomerellales; Glomerellaceae
Exons: 2
Coding region: 1-291 (96 amino acids)
Source: RefSeq, a predicted model, not a curated record
AUGAACGCACCAAUCCAGUCCCCCAAGCGCCAGGACUCCACGUCCUCCAUCUCCUCGUCGUCGUCGCACAUGUCCACAAACCAAAUGAUGGCGCCACCCCAACCCAACGGCCAGCAGCCCCCUUCAACCGAGGCCUUCCUCCGCGACUUCACCCUCGUCGCCGAGGCCGCAAAACGUGCCCAGAUGGCCCGCAUCCUCUUCGUUCACGCAAAGAGAGAGUCCGAAAGCGACCGAGCCUUUCCCAUCGUCCCGGGAAGCUUUUUCUCCAACUGGCUCAGACCGCCAUUUUGA